Molecule: messenger RNA, 5722 nt
Organism: Haliotis rubra (blacklip abalone)
Lineage: Eukaryota; Metazoa; Mollusca; Gastropoda; Lepetellida; Haliotidae
Exons: 19
Coding region: 7-3561 (1184 amino acids)
Biological process (GO): transmembrane transport
Cellular component (GO): membrane
Molecular function (GO): myo-inositol:proton symporter activity
Source: RefSeq, a predicted model, not a curated record
GCCAAAAUGGAUGGGGACGCAGUAUCGCCGUUCGUUGAAGGGAGUCGACCACAGCCAAAUACAUGUUUCGUCUACAUUCUGACGUCAUUUGCAACACUUGGUGGUCUUCUGUUCGGAUAUGACAUCGGGAUCGUGUCGGGGUCGAUGUUGCUGAUUCAACCGUAUUUCCAACUGUCGACACUGUGGCAGGAGCUGGUUGUCAGCGGUACAAUCAUUGCGGCGGUGGUGUUUGCUCUGGUGGCCGGCGUCAUGGCUGACUGGGUUGGGCGUAAAAAGACGAUAAUGUCUGCUAGCGUUGUCUUCGUGUUGGGGUCCGUGGUGAUGGGUGCGGCGUCGUCGAAGGAGAUGUUGCUGGCAGGAAGGAUUGUCGUAGGGGUUGGAGUCGGUCUGGCCUCUGUGGCUGUGCCGGUGUACGUGGCGGAAGCUGCCCCGAAACACAUCCGGGGACGUCUGGUGACCUUGAACCAGCUCUUCAUCACCAUCGGGAUCCUCAUCUCCUCCAUCAUCGCCGGCGCCUUCAGCGAACUCCAGGAGACGGGGUGGAGGUACAUGCUUGCUCUGGCGGGGAUCUUCGCCAUCUUCCAGUUUACUGGAUUCUUCUUUCUUCCGGAGAGUCCAAGAUGGCUGAUGAACAAAGGGCGUGGUGAUUUAGCACGUGCAGUUCUCACACGUAUCCGAGGUGGGGAAGACAUAUCGGUAGAACUAGCAGACAUCCGUUCAUCAGUGACUGACGCAAGCAGUACCACAAAAGGUGGUCGACCGGUGAUUCUCCGAGUGCUGUCAACCCCUCACGUGCGGAAGGCUCUGAUGAUUGGCGGGGGUCUGUCAGUCUUCCAGCAACUGUGUGGUAUAAACACCGUAAUAUACUACAGUGGUACGAUUCUCAAGAUGGCGGGGUUUCCGGUGAAGCACGCUAUCUGGUUGGUUGUUGUGCCCAACGUCGUCAACUUCCUGGCUACGUUCAUUGGCUUGUGGCUGGUGGAGAGGCUGGGCAGGCGACGACUUCUACUCAUCAGUGUGUUCGGUGUGAUUGUAUCGUUGGCGACGCUUGCGAUCGGCUUCCAACUGGCGUACGUUUACUCGCCUCGACUCAACCAUGGGGCUACAAACUCUACAUUGACAACAUUCAGCGACACCAACAUUACCACACAGCACCUCUGCCUGCAACCGUUCAGGACAUGUGAAGAGUGCAUCCAUCACAUGGAGUGUGGCUUCUGCCAGAGCGGCACCAAGGAAGCGACCUGUCUCCCGGCCAGAGAUGAAACAGCCUCACUGAUUGGUCCGUGUAAUUCAACCAGCGCAGGGGUGUCAGAAUUCACGUGGGCUUAUGGCUACUGUCCAAAUGACUACACGUGGAUAUCGGUUGUCGGCAUGACCAUGUUUGUCCUUGCAUUUGCACCGGGCCUGGGACCAAUGCCUUGGACUGUCAACUCGGAGAUAUACCCACUGUGGGCGAGAAGCACGUGCAACUCGGUCACCACAGCCACUGUGUGGAUAUGUAAUUUCAUCGUGUCUAUGACAUUCCUCACCUUCACAGAACUCAUCACCAAGCAUGAGAUGCCUCGGAUGAUCCCAGACAUGUUCAAGGAGGUUCUGGCGAAGCGCUGGCCAAGGCAGAACGUUCACGUUAACGCUGUUCGGGGUAUUCUCGAACAAUUCUGGCGGUGCACAUUCUGGAUGUUCAGCGGUGUCUCUGUGCUUGGCCUCAUCUUUAUCUACAUCUUCCUCCCAGAGACGAAGGACAAGACCCUGGAGGAGGUGGAGGAGCUGUUCAUGUCGCCGCAAAAGAAAAUGAGGGAAGAAAGUGAUAACGCUGUCGGAGACGAUCAUGGACGAGAGGGGAGUGAGGCAGGGCGGGUUGCUAACUCCAAGUUUGUUUACGUGGUAUCGCUAUUCGCUACGCUCGGCGGCUUUCUUUUCGGCUAUGACACAGGGAUCGUUUCCGGGUCUAUGCUCCUAAUUAGGCCAUAUUUCAAGUUGGAUACAAUAUGGACGGAGGUGAUAGUAAGUGGGACGGUUGCCUCGGCGGCCGUCUUUUCGUUAUGUGGAGGAUACCUGGCAGAUUAUAUUGGAAGAAGGCGAGCUAUCAUGGCGGCCAGUGUCGUGUUCACUGUCGGCGCUGUGGUCAUGGGUGUUGCUCCUGAUAAGGAGCUACUUCUGGUUGGGAGAAUCAUCAUAGGAAUCGGGAUAGGGUUUGCAUCGGUGACAGUCCCCGUGUACGUGGCGGAAGUGGCCCCCAGGAACACCCGGGGGAUGCUGGUGACCUUGAACCAGCUCUUCAUCACCAUCGGCAUCCUCAUCUCCUCCAUCAUCGCCGGCGCCUUCAGCCACCUUCCUGACACGGGGUGGAGGUACAUGCUGGGGCUGGCUGCUGUCCCCGGUAUUGUACAGUUUGUGGGGUUCCUCUUCCUCCCCGAGAGUCCCCGAUGGAUGCUCGAUUCAGGGAACGAGGGAAAGGCUCGUGAAAUCCUCGUGCAGAUUCGCGGAACGUUGGAUGUCGAGGAGGAAAUGACGGCCAUUAAACAGAAACUGGAGGAAUCCAGGAAAGCCUCUUCAAUCAACAACGGGUGUACCCUGAGCCAGGUGCUCACCACCCCCCACGUCAGGCGGAGUCUGUUUGUCGGUGCCGGGCUCCAGUUCUUCCAGCAAGUCUGCGGCAUCAAUACCGUUAUAUACUACAGUGCGACCAUCAUGGUGAUGGCGGGGUUUCCUGUGCGAUAUGCCAUCUGGCUAGUUGUGGCACCCAACGCUGUCAACUUCCUCGCCACCUUCAUCGGCAUGUACCUCAUCGACAAGCUGGGCAGGAAGGUGUUGCUUCUAUGCAGCUUCGUGGGUGUGUUCAUCUCUCUUGGUGUCCUGGCUACCGGCUUUCAACUCGCCGCCAUUAAUUCUCCAUCAAUCAACGUCACGGAGACAUUCAACAAUGAGACCUAUACCGGCGCUUGUAACAAACUGUACAGCAACUGCGAUCAGUGCACCACGAACACCGACUGCGGCUUCUGCUAUGACGUCUCUACAGAUGGUUCCUGUCUUCCUGUUGAUUCUAACGACAAUGGUCGCUCAUUGGUUGGUCGGUGUAAUGCAAGUGACCAAUCAGUGUCCAGCUUCACGUUCGCCUACGGAUAUUGUCCUAACAACUAUUCAUGGAUGCCUGUCCUUGGGAUGGUGCUCUUUGUGUUCUCAUUUGCACCAGGUCUUGGACCAAUACCAUGGACCGUGAACGCGGAGAUAUAUCCCCUGUGGGCACGUGGCACGUGCACGGCCAUUGCAGGAGCCACAAACUGGUCAUUCAAUCUGCUCAUCUCCCUCACGUUCUUGACCCUCACAGAGGCCAUUACAAAGUAUGGAACGUUCUGGCUGUAUGGAGGCAUGUGCGUGGUAGGCUUUAUCUUCGUGGUCAUAUUCCUCCCAGAGACUAAAGACAAAAGUCUUGAAGAAGUGGAACAGCUGUUUAUGACUUCCGGGUCCCGUGAGGAGAGGAUUCACUUUUUGCACGCAGACCAACUGAGCAAGCAAUACAUGACAGGAGACAAGGAAACAGCGUUAGGGUCAGAUGCUUGACACAACUGUUAACUUUAGUGCCCAACUCAUUACGUAUAUGUCUGUGAUAGGAAAUGGUGUGACCAUAUAUUUUACAGAUGUCUAUUUCUAUAUCAGUGUAUAUAUGUAUAUAGCAUUGUUGUUGCAUUUACAAUGCCAAAGAGAACUGUUUCAGGGUAUCGAUGGAGAAAGGCUGUGCUCCCACUGUGAUCCCUGUUUUAUGAAGGGGUCACACCUUGAGCAUCCCUGGCUCAGAAACGAAUGCAAUAUUUGAUACCGGGACCAUCAUCGUGACGAAACCAGUGCGUUCCGGAGUCGAAUCAACUCCAAUUAGAGUUUAGCGAAUAAUUGGUUGAAAACAAAACACAUGUCUGAACAGAUAUUUUUUUGAAGUAAUUUCUUAUAGGAUGUUAAUAGGUAACGUAUGUUGACAAUUAAACAUAACAUUUAUUAUAAUUAUAAUGAUUAUAAUGACUAACUUCUUUGAGUAAUCACUAAUUCCAGUCCUAGUGAUCCUCGUGUCCACACGUUUUCUAAAUCAGCCUCCAUUUGACAAAUUACUUUCAGUAAUGUAGACAACAUUGAAAGUGGUAUGUGUUUGUUAAAGCUCUCUCUCGCAUAGUUACCAUAACUUCGACAACAGCUGGAGCAGACUGAUACAGCUAUGUAUAUCAGUGCUUACAAUCCUAACGGUAAACAGUAUAGCUGGGUGUCAUGGAAAAUUCCAUUCACAUGUUGGCACUGCAAGCCGACGCUCUGGCCAAUCACUUGGCUAAUUACUGUUUGAAAGAAUCCAUGUUUAUGUACAGUGAUGUUGAAUGUUCGAGCUGAUAUCAAAAGCUGAUGUCAAAUCAUGAUUAUUGCUAGAGAAUGUUGCGAUAGUUAAUGCUUGUGACAAUAUUUCACUGUAUGUAAAUUAUGUUAGGCUAAAAUCGUUUUGAUACAAACGUCUCAGCCGUUCGUCAUUGAGACAUUUUAUCCCCACAGCCUUCACGGUGGACACCCCACUCUCACCUCACCCACCACGGUUCUAUCCCCACAGCAUUCACGGUAGACACCCCACUCUCACCUCGUCCACCACGGUUCUAUCCCCACCGCCUUCACGGUAGACUCUCCACUCUCACCUCACCCACCACGGUUCUAUCCCCACAGCCUUCACGGUAGACACCCCACUCUCACCUCGUCCACCACGGUUCUAUCCCCACAGCCUUCACUGUAGACACCCCACUCUCACCUCGUCCACCACGGUUCUAUCCCCACAGCCUUCACGGUGGACACCCCACUCUCAUCUCUCCCACCGCGGUUCUAUCCCCACAGCCUUCACGGUAGACUCUCCACUCUCAUCUCGUCCACCACGGUUCUAUCCCCACAGCCUUCACGGUGGACACACCACUCUCCCCUCACCCACCACGAUUCUGUUUCCCGUAGAAGUCACACCACACUCACAAACCGCGUCAACCAUGCCUCUAUUCCCGACAGUGUUCACGGUGGUCACGUCACUCACCUCGUCUCCCAUUGGUUCUCUUCCCCUACACAGGUCUUGGUGGGCACCUCACUCACUCAUUGAACAGGUCACUUAUGUAUUCAUGUAUAUUGUUUUUAUCAGGGUACCACGUCAUCCCGUCGCUAGAAUCGGGUAGAUAUUGUCGAUGCUGAUACGCUCACGUUGUCCAUCUCAUGUUUUGACAUAUAUCAUGUUUGGCCAUGGGGUAAUAGCAAAUAUCAAGUAUCAUAUAAAUGUGUAUGUCUGUCAAAGGUGGUCCUGGUUGCUGCUGCUGUGAAUUGUCAUCAUUACACUUUAACCUUCAAGUACAACUUUAAUAACCUUGUUAAAUACAACACGGUUGAACCUAUCCAGCAAGCCCAUAUCAUCCACUAAAGCAGCAUUCUUGAUCAUCCAUUUGGACACGACAACUGCUGAUCCCCAACUUUAAGGAAGCGGAACUCUUAUAUGUUCUCGUUACCUGCAAGGUUUCAUUGGUCCUGGGUUCAGCUUGAUCUGUACCAUUGGAUUGUCACACUACGGACGUACUCAUGGUGGUACUAACUUGACCUUUGCUUAGUUUAAACUGACACUGCAGCAUACUGUUGAACACUCACUAACUCUAAGAGACUCACAACCAGCGGAAUCAUUGACAUUGUCACUUGGUCAAACCUUGAAUAAAGUGUAUGAAAACAUCAA